Molecule: messenger RNA, 1233 nt
Organism: Ostertagia ostertagi
Lineage: Eukaryota; Metazoa; Nematoda; Chromadorea; Rhabditida; Trichostrongylidae
Source: the annotation of a GenBank genome assembly
AUGGCGCAAAAGAUUAAAGUAGCCAACCCGGUAGUAGAGCUGGAUGGCGACGAAAUGACAAGAAUUAUCUGGAAAUUCAUCAAAGACAAACUGAUACUUCCUUACCUGGACCUGGACAUUAAAUACUAUGACCUGGGCAUGGAAUACCGCGAUACCACUGAUGACAAAGUAACCGUAGACGCGGCCAAUGCCAUCAAACAAUAUGGCGUAGGUAUUAAAUGUGCCACCAUUACCCCCGAUGAAGCAAGGGUAAAAGAAUUCAGCCUGAAACAGAUGUGGAAAAGCCCCAACGGCACCAUCCGCAACAUCCUUGACGGCACUGUUUUCCGCGAGCCCAUCGUUAUAAAAAACAUACCCCGCCUGGUAACCAACUGGACGGCCCCCAUUAUUGUUGGCCGCCAUGCUUUCGGCGACCAGUAUCGCGCAACCGAUACCGUUAUUAAAGGAAAGGGUAAAUUAACCAUGACUUUUACACCAGAAGGUGGUGGAGAGCCCCAGGUAUUUGAAGUGUUCAACUUCAAAGGCGAUGGCGUUGCCAUGAGCAUGUACAAUACAGACGAAAGCAUCAUCGGUUUUGCACGCAGCUGCUUCAAUAUGGCCCUCAGCAAAAAAUGGCCGCUCUAUCUUUCUACCAAGAAUACCAUCCUCAAGAAAUACGAUGGACGUUUUAAGGAUAUUUUCCAGGAUAUUUUCGACAAAGAAUUUAAAACGGCUUUUGACGCAGCAGGUAUUGUGUACGAGCACCGCCUGAUUGAUGACAUGGUAGCCAGCGCCCUGAAAUGGAAUGGCAAUUUUGUGUGGGCCUGUAAAAAUUACGAUGGCGAUGUACAAAGCGAUACCGUGGCCCAGGGCUUCGGCAGCCUUGGUUUAAUGACUUCUGUACUGGUUACGCCCGAUGGUAAAACCAUGGAAGCAGAAGCUGCCCACGGCACCGUUACCCGCCACUACCGCGACCACCAGGCAGGCAAACCCACUUCUACCAACCCCAUUGCGUCUAUUUUUGCAUGGACACGUGGACUGGCUUUUCGUGGCAAACUGGAUGGCAACCAGCCGCUGAUUGAUUUUGCCAACGCACUGGAAGCCGUUUGUAUUGAGACGGUGGAAGAAGGUAAAAUGACCAAAGACCUGGCUGUUUGCGUGCAUGGUAAUAAAGUAAAACACGGAGAACAUUUCCUGUAUACAGAAGAAUUCCUGGAAGCCAUUGACCAGAAUUUGCAGAAGAAACUGAAAUAG